AACCCUUCACAUUUGGGAAGGUAUUCAGUCUUGGGUGUCAUCAUGAUGGCGAUACAGUUCAUCUCAGGGGCUUCCCUUUUUGCUUUGCUGAUUGUUGAUGUAUGCUGCCGCCCUCUCAAAGGCGGUAAUCCUGAACCAUACUAUGGAGGUUAUGCAAACGCUGCUGACUUUAACCAGGGAGCACCCUCUGGCCAGUUUUCACCUGGAGCUGCUCCUAGUGGUGUCUCUGCAUCUUAUCAGCCUGCACUAGAGGAGCCUAGUUUCUCUCAGCCUGCUGUACACAGACAACCAGCAAUGUCUGUUGGUAGUCCUUCUGCCCCUGUGUCAGGCCCAGGAGCUGCUCUCCAACACCCAGGAACUGCUAGCCAACCUGGCCCAAGAGAAAUUGCCUGGGCAGUAGCACCUCUGAGUUUCUUCUCUGGAAGUGAUGAAGUGCCAACUGGCCUUCAUGUUGCCUCCAGUAGCCCUGAGUAUGUGAGUCCACCUCUCCCACCUCCUGGACCAAUGUACCAAGCAGGAGAGUUGUCCCAGUAUGAGCAAAACGUUGAGUAUGGUGACUAUCAGCAUGAAACAGAGGAUCAAGGCUACAUGCCACCUCCCCCACCACCUAUGCUAGUGUCAUCUGAACAAAGCUACACAAGCCCACAAGGCUACACAAGCUUACCUCAACCACAGGCUAGAGGCUGGGGCCCAUAUCCUUACUACGACUACAUGUUCCUGACCGGCCAGUAUCCUCCAGGCACAGUCACUCACUCAAGCAGUAGCUAUGAGCAGGGGCAUGACAGCUGGCAAGACUCUCACUAUGUGAGAUACUACGACCAGGUUCCUCAACAGACUGAAACCUUCAGCCCUGACUUGGCAGCCCCACAGAGUAUCAAGGCUCCUAGACAACCUGUGAAGAGUGCUGUGAAACAUUGAAUGGGGAAACUUGCACCCAGGUUUGCCAUCUUCAACUUGAACAAGGUUAUUCUGAAUUCAAUAAAGAUUUGUCAAAUACUCUG
This is a messenger RNA of Larimichthys crocea (large yellow croaker), 1001 nucleotides long. RefSeq lists its product as hypothetical. The record is from RefSeq and is a predicted model, not a curated record. The coding region runs from base 43 to 918 and encodes 291 amino acids. The transcript is spliced from 5 exons. Lineage: Eukaryota; Metazoa; Chordata; Actinopteri; Sciaenidae.